AUGAGUGAAGAAACAGAGUUGUAUGAAACGCUACUGAAAAAGGUGGAUACGUUUCUUAUUGUGACCGGUUGCUAUUUUGAUGAAGCAGAUGAAAAACGUAAUGUUGUACAGCGUUUUCUUAGUAGAAGGUAUUAUUGCUUCAACAUAUUAAUGCUGACCUCUCAUUUGAUAUGUGACUUUGCAUGGCUUGCUCUUGAGCAUAAAACAGCAAGUCUAAUAGAAUUAACAUACUUUAUACCAUGCGUGACACUGAGUAUGCUCGCUUGCGCAAAAUCAUAUUUGUUGGUAAAAAACGGUAAUCACGUCACGGAUUUGAUAAAAUCUACGAAGAAAUUGCAAGCCAUAUCUGGGAGAUUUGAAUUGAGAAUAAAGACAGAGAGAGAAUUGAAGAAAAGGGCCAUGUUCCUGACAGUCUACAUGAAUUUAAAUGUUUUACUGUACAUCCUAGGUCUUGCUUUAUUUGCUAUAGGACCAGUGAUUUUGACAUGUGUUUUAUACAACUCGUCCGGAAAACUUGUGAUGCAAUUACCGUUCCUGUCGUGGUACCCGUUCGAUGAAACUGAUAUCAGAUACUGGCCUAUUGCUUACUUACAUCAACUUUGGGCCGGUUUUAUUGACGCGACUUCCGUCCACGGAUCUGACAGCUUCUAUUCUCUAUCGUGUACCUUCCUUCAAAUACAGUUUAAAACGCUGCAAUAUGAUAUAGAGCAAAUAGUUCCUGAAGCGACGAACAUUAACACCCCAGAAUUGUACGAAAAUUUCAGAAAAAGAUUAAUGCCUGUAGUUAUGAGACACCAGGAACUGAUUAGAUGCGUAAAUAUUUUAGAGGUGAUUUAUUCAAAAUCUAAUUUGUGCAUUAUCGCCGUAAGUUCCAUUGUGAUUUGCGUCAGCGCAUUUAAUUUGACGACAAUCGACGGUUUCAUUUGGAAGACGAUUUUCUUAGCCUUUCUCAGUAUGUGGUUACUUCAAGUCUUUUCUUUGUGCUACUAUAGUAAUCUCAUAAGCUUAUCGAGUGCAGAAAUUAGUAAUGCUGUAUGCAAUAGCUUGUGGUACAAAGCUAACGCACAAGUUAUGAAAGACUUGCUUUUUGUAUUGAAAAGGGCACAGAAGCCGUGCAAGCUUACAGCGUGGGGUUACUCUGAUCUCAAUUUGGCAGUUUUCAAUAAGAUAGUCAGCAAAUCCUGGUCAUAUUUUGCUCUAUUGCAAACAUUGAACAAUCAAUAA
Chilo suppressalis (striped riceborer) is the source of this 1224-nucleotide messenger RNA. Lineage: Eukaryota; Metazoa; Arthropoda; Insecta; Lepidoptera; Crambidae. The record is from the annotation of a GenBank genome assembly.